Molecule: messenger RNA, 1646 nt
Organism: Bombus terrestris (buff-tailed bumblebee)
Lineage: Eukaryota; Metazoa; Arthropoda; Insecta; Hymenoptera; Apidae
Source: RefSeq, a predicted model, not a curated record
UCGCCAUUAUGUGAAGAACAGAAAUUGUCUGUUUAAAAAAUUUUCGAGGAAAUAAAUACAAGCAUCAUGUUAAUGAUUUUUAAUUUAUAAGAGGUACAUCAGCUUAUUUUAUUAGAAGAGUCCUGUGACUGUCUACAAACGAACAGAACCUAACAAUUUUAUAGAUUACUGUAUAACUAAAUUUUUUAACAUACUAAGGUAAGUGAAACAUCGUCAAUGAAAUGAACAAUACGAAACAUUUUGAUGUGAUGUAGUUGAAGGUCAAGAAAAUUUUACCGCUGAUCGCUAGCACGUAAUACUCGCUAUUAUGAUAUGCAGAAUAUUAGUUGUAAAAACGGCUUGAACAGGGGUACAGAAGCGAAGAUUUUUCACUCAAGUAGACAAUGUCAAGUAGACAGCGAGAAAUUAACAAGUUUAUAUCAACAAGUGGCAGACCUGAAGGAAACAGUUAUGUCAUUAGAAAACAUAAUACAAUUAAAGGAUGUUCAAUUGGAAAAUAUGCAACGAGAUAAUGGUCGACUAUCGGUCGAAUUGAAGAAACAACAAAGAUACGUGAGGAACCUGAAACGUAAGACUUUGGAAACUUGAUUCGAGUUCAUCGCGAUUCUUAAAUGUAUCGACUUAAUUUCAGAGCAGUUGGACGAUGAAAGAUUCCUCUAUCAGAGAGAAAAGGAUUUCUUUGACAGUGAAAUGCAACGACAAAAAGUACGAUAUGGUGCCUCGAAAUUAUCUCAACGAAGAAAAGAAUUAGAAGUAGUACGAGAAUGUUUGGAAGAUGAGAAUAAAUCGCUGCGAGAAGAAUUAAACGAAAAAGUGGAGACAACGUACAACUUGUGUAUAAAGUUUUUGCGAAUGAAAUAUGCUAAGGAUUCGUUGAGGGAGAAAUUUGAUCAAUUAUUGAAGGAGCAUCUAGGAGUAAUGUCGGAUAUGAUGGAGAAAUUAGACGAGGCAAGAGAAGAACUUAAUAUAAUCGUUUCCGAAAAAUUUCAAGACCCUUUACCUUUGAGCAAAGCAAAAUUUUUGCAGGUGGUGCAACGAAACGCUCGACUAGUUCACGAAAAUGCGGCACUCAAAAUGCAAAUACAGCAAUUGACGUUAAACAUUGAAAGAUUAAAUAACUGUAUGCAAAAAACGAAGUCAGUGAACGUAGACGCGAAAAUUAUUGCCAAACUAGCAACGCAAAAUAAAAAAAGACGUAGCAAAGAAUUCACAAAAUGGCUACCGUUUCAUUUAUAUGAAAACGAAGUUGACAAAACUUUGUCCCUUACUAAGUCGUCGAAUACUGAAAAUCCCGUUGAUUACUCUGGAGAUGCGAAAUUAGCGUCGAAAUUUCGUUCGGACAAUAUAAAAAAGUACGCGACUGCUGCGGUACAAGAAGUUCGAACUGAAGAAACAUGGAAAUUGCGAACGGAACGUGCGCGAAGCGCACCAGAAAUUCGACUAGCGAAAGCACAACCAACCUCGUCGGCGAAUAUUUGAAUAGCUUUUGGUCGAAUGGAUGUGCGACACGCCUUAACGAAUACUUAGGACUACGAAUCUAGGAUGUUGUAAAAAUGUAAAUGUUAUAAUUAUCUUUUUUAUAUUUAUUUUCUUUUUUGUUAAAAACAUAUCGACUGUAGAAUAUAAAGUGUGAUGUAUCAACUGUA